Grosmannia clavigera kw1407 is the source of this 1650-nucleotide messenger RNA. Its product is annotated as major facilitator superfamily transporter glucose. The transcript is spliced from 2 exons. Gene Ontology annotation, biological process: carbohydrate transport; transmembrane transport. Gene Ontology annotation, cellular component: membrane. Bases 1 to 1650 code for a protein of 549 amino acids. NCBI's taxonomy places the organism in Eukaryota, Fungi, Ascomycota, Sordariomycetes, Ophiostomatales, Ophiostomataceae. Gene Ontology annotation, molecular function: carbohydrate:proton symporter activity. The record is from RefSeq and is a predicted model, not a curated record.
AUGAUUGGCAACAUCUACCUCAUCACGGCGAUUGCUGUCAUUGGCGGCUCGCUCUUCGGCUUCGACAUCGCGUCGCUGUCAGCCAUCCUGUCGACCAACCAGUACCGCUGCUACUUCAACGACGGGCCGCGGGGACCGCCCUUUGACGACAGCGUGACGUGCAGCGGCCUGACGUCGCUGCGCCAGGGCGGCGUCACGGCGGCCAUGUCAGCCGGCUCCUGGCUCGGAGCCCUCGCAUCCGGUCUGGUGACGGAGCGGUUCGGCCGCAAGCGAGCCAUCAUGCUGGGCUGCAUCAUCUGGUGCGUCGGCUCGGCCAUCAUCUGCGCGUCGCAGGCCGUUGCCAUGCUGAUCGUCGGCCGCAUCAUCAACGGGCUGGCCGUCGGGAUCGAGUCGUCUCAGGUGCCGGUCUACGUGUCGGAACUGUCGCAGCCGUCACUGCGCGGCCGCCUGGUGGCAGCCCAGCAGUGGGCCAUCACCUGGGGGAUCCUGAUCAUGUUUUACAUCUCCUAUGGCUGCUCCUUCAUUGGAGGCGAUCCCUCGACGGCUACCAAUCCGGCUGCCUUCCGCAUUCCCUGGGCCCUGCAGAUGCUCCCGGCCAUCGGGCUCUUCUUCGGCAUGAUGCCGCUGCCCGAGUCCCCCUCCGCUGGGCUGGCCAGCCACGGCCGCUGGGCGGAGUGCAGCGCCGUGCUGACGCUGGUGCACGGCAAGGGCGACCCGGACUCGGUGUUUGCGCGCGCUGAGCUGGCCGAGAUCCGCGCCGUGGUCGAGUUCGAGGCCCGCAACCGGGACGCGACCUACUGGGAGCUCUUCCGGUCCAAUAUGCUGCACCGCACCCUCAUCGGCCUCUUCUGCCAGAUCUGGUCGCAGCUGACGGGCAUGAACGUGAUGAUGUACUACAUCAGCUACAUCUUUGCCAUGACGGGCUACAGCGGCAACGCCAACCUGCUGGCGUCGUCGAUCCAGUACGUGAUCAACGUGCUGAUGACGGUGCCGGCGCUCCUGUGGAUCGACCGGUACGGCCGCCGCAACGCCAUGCUUGUCGGGGCCGGCCUGAUGAUGGUCUGGAUGUAUGCCAACGGUGCCAUCAUGCGGACAUACGGCACCGUGGUGCCCGGCGGCAUCGACGGCGUGGCCGCCGAGUCUAUGGUGGUUGGUGGUCCGGCCGGCAAGGCCGUCAUCGCCUGCACGUACCUCUUUGUCGCCUCGUAUGCGCCGACCUGGGGUCCGGCCUCGUGGAUCUACCCGCCUGAGCUGUUCCCGCUGCGGCUGCGUGGCCUCGGCGUGUCGCUGGCCACGUCGGGCAACUGGGCCUUCAACACGGCCCUCGGCCUCUUCACGCCCAUCGCGUUCCAGAACAUCAUGUGGAAGACGUACAUCCUCUUUGGCGUCUUCGGCACCUGCAUGUUCCUGCACGUCUUCUUUCUCUUCCCCGAAACGGCCGGCAAGACGCUGGAGGGGACCCAGGCCAUGUUUGAGGACCCGGCCGGGAUCCGGCACAUCGGCACGCCGGCCUGGAAGACCCGGGUGCAGUACAGCAAGGCGACCGGGCUCGAGACCGGCAACAUCGACCCGGAGAAGCUGGCCGCGCUCGGGCUGCGGACCAAGGCAGAGGUGCCGGAGGUGGAGCACCACCAGGGGAUGGAGGAGUGA